This is a messenger RNA of Fusarium redolens, 1198 nucleotides long. RefSeq lists its product as uncharacterized. The record is from RefSeq and is a predicted model, not a curated record. Bases 340 to 1083 code for a protein of 247 amino acids. Lineage: Eukaryota; Fungi; Ascomycota; Sordariomycetes; Hypocreales; Nectriaceae. The transcript has a single exon.
UUAUAAUGUCUCUCACAAAGCACGCCAGCUCUGUUAAUCAACCCAGCUGUGCUUUUUUGUGAAUAUGAACGAAAACACCCGUAUUGGUCUCUGCAGCGAUCGAGGUUGCCUUCUCUGCCACAAAUCCUGUGACACCGCCCUGAACACGCUGCCCGCAACGCCGGACCAAGUCGAGAGACAUCCCAACCCCACUAAAAGGGCAUCACAUCUUCGAGAUUCAUGGCCAUCGGGGCGACGACGGCGACGACUGCAAGUUCCUUGUCCAAUGGGUUAGGUACCCGAAGGGCAAGGCUACAUGAGGGGAAUGUUACCUAUCAGGGUAAGUAAAGAGAAUUGAGAAUGAAAGAUGAGACCCAGCAAACACUGUACCUUCACAUGUAUGAAGAGCGUCAAGAACAUGUAUCUCGAGGCACAAGAUCAUCACACAGCUUGACAAGUGAAAGCCUGUACUGGAAAACUUCAUGGAACGAUGAUACAAGAGCCGCUCAGGACGCGAUUACAUGCGCGAAUUCAUCAAGCGCUCUCGCAAAACCACACCGGCCGCCAACAACACCUCUACGACUACUCACACUGCAAACACCACCACCCGCCUCACCCCUGACGCUACCAUUACUCCUGUCGCCACUACUACUGAGGCUGGGUCUCCCAUCGCCUCCACUACUGAGAUCCCAACUCAAUCAGCAGUUUAUUUAUAUACACGCUAAACAGACCAAACUGGUCACAGGAGUCUGCUGGCACCGCAAGAUAGCCCAAGCGUUCGAUGCUGUGGGCAUACACGAACUUGACUGGAGAGUCUUUAACCGGAAUCCUUCGACCAAGAAAAAAUCUUCAGAGAAGUGCGUUAGCUCCGAUACCCAAACGAGUCAACGUGGAGAGCUUUCUGGGUUCAUACACGGCCACGUGUUUUCUACGAUCGCACUUAUCCUCUUGAAGGGAUCUAGGAGAACCAGGCUUUUUCAACACCUGCAUCUGACACAAAUGAUUCAUAGAAAGGAGCACAAGAUCGAGCUCAAAUCAAGGACAUACCUUCCAUCAACAUCAUCACUUGACCCCUAUCGUUUGAUACGAUGUACGAUCUACUAAAUAUUCAGAUACUUUGUAUAUAAGAGCACCAGUGAUCAGACCAACUGAAAGAGGCAACCCAUCCUCUCACACACGGUUGAUGAGGAAAAGCACACCGUCUCCUUCCGGGUCAAGA